Molecule: messenger RNA, 1473 nt
Organism: Phymastichus coffea
Lineage: Eukaryota; Metazoa; Arthropoda; Insecta; Hymenoptera; Eulophidae
Product: protein FAM200B-like
Exons: 1
Coding region: 1-1473 (490 amino acids)
Molecular function (GO): nucleic acid binding; zinc ion binding
Source: RefSeq, a predicted model, not a curated record
AUGUUAACUGAAAAGAAACAAUCUUUUGCUGCGCUUUAUCCGUGGUACAGGUACAAGUCCAUAGCUAACAUUAAAAACCUUAAAACUUUAAAUAAUAAUAGUACAAAAUUGUCCCUCUAUGGCGAAUGUUCUUUCUGCUCGGUGAUUUUGAUACAAAAACCUUUUAAUUUAAAAAGACACGCGGAAUCUAGCUUGCAUAAGAAAAAUACCGAAAAGGUAAAAUUAAAUAAUAAAAUAGUAAACAAUGGAACAACCGAGCAAUGUGUAAACUCAAAGAAGAAUAAUGUGGAUUCAACUGAUAAGAUUGUUGAUGCUGAAGUCCCGUCUGGAGAUAAUGAUGAUGAAGAAUUGUCCAAGAUAAUGAAAAUGCAAGAGGCGAUGAAAGCCGGCAUUAAUCAAUUACUUGGAAAUUUUAGAAAAGAAAAGGAACAAUACAUCACAAAAGAAAAUCAAAUGAACGGUCAGGUGUGGUGUAAAGCUUGCGAAAGCUCUCUAUUCGAUACUUCGCAAGUCAUAGAAAGACAUUUUAAAACGCUAAAACACCAGGUUAACACCAAUAAACUUCCGGAAACAGUACUAUUUGAUCCAGAAGUGGCAACUUUACAACUUCAGAUAACAGCGUUAGUAGCCGAUAGUGAUCUUUCGUUUAUAUUCGGAGAGAAAUUGAUUAAGUUUUUGAAGCAAACAUCGCUUAACACGGAUACUUUUAACAAAAUGUGUUUGGAUAGAAAAACUAUUCCUGCAAUUAUGAAGAAACUUAUUGCUCCGGAAUAUAAGGAACGAUUGGGUAGGAUAUUAGAAGAGACAGACUUUUCAGUUAUGAUUGAUGAAUCAACAGACAUAAAUGAACAGUCUUUUCUUUGUAUAUUAGUACGCUAUGCUGAUCCUGAGUUGCAAAUAGUACAAGAUGUAGUAUGGGAUCUGAUUCCAGUUCAUGAAGGCAGUCCAGAUUGCCGAGGUACUGCUAAACACUUGGCUAAUGGAGUUAUUGCGAGUUUCAAUAUGAAACAGCGAGAUCAUGUCAUCAGUUUUUGUUCUGAUACAUGUAAUCUUAUGAUGGGACAAGAAGGUGGCGUACAAGCUAUAAUUAGAAAAACUUUUAUAAAUUGCUCAGUAGUAAAAUGUCAGUGUCAUGUCGAAAGUUUAAUAACUUCUCGAGUUAUGGAAGUUUUCCCUGAAGAAAUACGAAGAUUAAGCAGUUCUAUUCAUAAUUAUAUCGGUAACAGCUCUUUGCGAUCGUUUAUUUGGUCUUCUUUGCAAAAUGAAUUAGGAUUCAACAAUUUGCAAAUUGUUCGUCCUUGUAGUAUACGCUGGCUUUCUUUGUAUCAAGCAAUACUGCGUUUGUUGCGUAGAUGGCCGCAAUUGGUUUUAUUUUUUGAGAGCCAAGUUUCAAAGAAUGAAAAAAAAGGGGAACUGAUGGAAAUGAGAAAAUAUCUGCAAGCACGAUUCUUGAAGAUUUGCGAGACCCUUUGA